CAAGUAAAGAUGCAUUCAGCCCAACCAAACAUGAUACACAAUCACCUUAUCCUGAGGGGCGAGCUGGCUUAUAAUGGAGGCCUUCACAUCGUGGAGAAGAGCCCGGCUGGACUGAAAAGGGCUGGACAAACAAUAGGUUCAAUAGACAGAUAUCGCCUUGAGAUACACAGUAGUGAUUGAGCA
This is a messenger RNA of Lobosporangium transversale, 183 nucleotides long. RefSeq lists its product as hypothetical. The transcript has a single exon. NCBI's taxonomy places the organism in Eukaryota, Fungi, Mortierellomycota, Mortierellomycetes, Mortierellales, Mortierellaceae. The record is from RefSeq and is a predicted model, not a curated record. The annotation marks the transcript as partial.